UGUCGCUCUGUCUACAGGAUAUGUCAUACUUGAAAUAUGUCUGCUAGCUGCUUCUAAAUCAGGCAGGGCUACAGAUUUUAACUGCUUUCCAGAUGAAUGUUGCGCAAUGCAUCAUGUGUUUCCUCCUGUAGGCGCUCAGACACAUUAUGACAUGUUUACUCCUCUGCAGCAGCUCCAGUGUGGUUUCCCUGUGACGUACCAUCUCCUGUCAGGUUUUUAGUUACAUGCUUCUGGAUUUCAGAGCUCAGAUCACUUUACGGCCAAGGAACGGGGAACAGAGCAAGCAUGAAGGAAAGGACCGAAAGCCUCCCCAAGUGGAAACUGUUGCUGGUGGCUACGUGUGUGCUGCUGCCGCUGCUUCUGAGCUCGGCGGGUUUUGUGUUUCUGCUCAUCCAACACAAAGAUCUGGUGCAGGAGCUGGUCAGGCUGGAGUCCCAGAUGCAGGAGUUGUCACUGAGCUGCAGGCUGCAAACAACCAUCCUGCCAGACGAACUGAGACAUGCCGGAGAGCUGAGGGGACCACGCCGCAGGAGACGCAACCAGGAUGGAGAGGUGACACAGAGCCAAGAGCAGAACCACCUGAUGCUGAUGACGUACUCUCUGUUUCCAAUCAGAGCCUUUCAGGAUCUGUGUAACAGCUCCAAAGGAAUUUGUUUAAUAGGUCCACCUGGACCCCCGGGUUUACCCGGUAGACCAGGACCACCAGGAGAACCGGGUCCACAAGGAAAACGAGGAAAGAAAGGUCUUCCUGGUCCUCCUGGUCCACCGUGUCCUGCCUGUUGUUCCACUGAUGUGAGACACACGUCCAUCAGAGAACAGAUUCAUCAAACCAACUUUUCUAAAGACACAAUAACAGCUGAAAACGUCAAAUACACUCAGGACUUGAAUGACUUGAAGAAACGUCUGAACAUGAAAAUGGAAACUGAGUCUGAAUCACUUGAGCCGGGCUUUAGUCACGUCUCACUUAAUCAUACCAACAGUGAAGAUGUCAGCAAGGACCUUACUGCUCCAUCAGCGGCAACAGGAAACUCAGGCAGCAGCGGUGAUGUUUUCAGUAGCAGCAGGAAUGUUCCUGAAAGCACCAUGACAGAAGAGUUUCUACCACCUCACUCAGACCUCACGUGUGCUGCCUGGGUUCAAACCAAUUUAGAAAUGAUAAUUGGUGUCUUUCAUAAAAUAUUUGGAGCAAUGCAGCCACUGAGUCCAGAUCCGGAUAUCAGAGAUGUCUUCGACUCAAUGCUUCAGCAUCUCAGACUCGAAUCACCUUCAUCUGGAGCUAAAAACUCCAGCAGCAUCCUGAAUGAUACGGACUUGGAGAAAUAUCUGGACACAGAAACUGUCUCUGAGUUGAAAUCAUCACAUCCAGAUAUCACUUGUGCUGCUUGGUUCGAAGACGUUUUACAAAAUCUAAAAGAAGUUUUUCAUAAAUUCUUCACAGAGUUACAGAGUUCAGGUCCUCACGCCAGGGACGUCUUCAACUCCACUGACUUACAGAAACUUUGGCUCUUUGAAGCUGCUGAAAACUCCGGAAAACACAUGAAUGACACUGAUGCUGGACAAUUCCAGGAAGAUGGCAUCCAUCACGCCUUUAAUGACUCAGACACAGAAGAUGUUACAGAAGGACCAAUUAAAUCAUCACCAGGUUUACUUGCUCCAGACCAAACCAGUGAUGUCUUCAGUGACACCAGAGACAGUGAAACUAGCCUGAAAAGUGAACCCCCAACACAACAAUCAGCUGGGAUCAUCAGUGAUGCUCUGAAUGUUUUUGACUCUUAUGAUCAUCUAGACACAACAAGAAAACCUGAUCUAGAACUAUUUCAUGGAGACGAGAGCCGUGAACUGGAGGACCUUUUAGAUUCUGAAGGUUUUGCAGAGUCAGGCACAUCUUCACCAGACACUAAUGAAAUAAAACCAUUCAGCCAUGAUGGCAUCAGACAUGUGAAUAACAGUGGAAUAAUAAGUGAUCAAAACACCAGAGAUGCUGCCGUCCUCCUCCCUAAUUCAUCCUCCUUUUCCUCUCGUUCUCACCUCCUCCCUAAUUCAUCUUCUUCCUCCCAUUCCAUCAUUCUCCCUAAUUCAUCCUCCUCCUCCCCUUCUCUGCUCCUCCCCAAUUCAUCCUCAUCCUCCCAUUCCAUCCUUCUUCCAAAUUCAUCCUCCUCUUCCUCCCCUUCUCUCCUCCUCCUUAAUUCAUCUUCAUCCUCUGCUUCUCUCCUCCUCCCUAAUUCAUCUUAUUCCUCCCAUUCCAUCAUCCUCCCUAAUUCAUCCUCCUCCUCCUCCCCUUCUCUCCUCCUCCCCAAUUCAUCCUCAUCCUCCCAUUCCAUCCUUCUUCCUAAUUCAUCCUCCUCCUCCUCCCAUUCUCUCCUCCUCCCCAAUUCAUCCUCCUCCUCCAAGUCUCUCUUCCUCACUAACUCAUCCUCCCGUUCUCUCCUCCUCCUUAAUUCAUCAUCCCCUUCCUUGUCUCUUCCCCCCAAUUCCUCAUCCUUCUCCCCUUCUCUUCUCCUCCCUAAACCUUCCUCUUCCUCCCAUCCUCUGCUCCUCCCCAAAUCUCCAUCUUUCUCCCAUCCUCUCUUCCUCCCUAAAUCUCCCACUCCCUCUUCCUCCCCUCUUCUCCUCCCCAGAUCUUCCUCUCUCUCCCCAUCUCUUCUCCUCCCUCAUCCUUCAUCUUCCUCCCCUUCUCUCCUCCCCUCUAAUCCUUCCUCCUCCUCUUCCUCACCUCCUAUCCUCCUCUCUAAAUCUUCCUUUUCCUUCCCUCAUCUCCUCCAACACAAUCCCUCCUCUUCAUCAUCUCCCAUCAUCCUCCCUAAAUCUUCCUCCCCUCCUCUCCUCCGACCCAAUCCCUCCUCUCUCUCCCCCCCAUCUCUCCCUGACAUAAAAAACUCAGAAAAUCACCUCAACAGAAGAAAGAAACCUGCUGCACCAUCUGCAGAUGUGGAGCAAAGGAGGACCACUUCAAACAGCAAUGGAAACUUUAUUGACAAACCAGUGAGAAAUGGCUCUUCAAAUCAUUUCAAGAUCAAUGGCGAGAAACACUUAAAGAGUUGCCGUGUCAAAACCAUUGCUUGCUCAGAGAAAAUUUCCAAUAUGAAAGCAACUUUUGGAGCCUGGAUGUCAGACGCAUCUCGACAGAAUGACAAUCGAUUCUGGCUGGCUGAACAUUUCUCAGGUCGAGUUUUGCACGAGUUUCAGAACGUUUCAGCGUUUCUGGAGGGACAGAGCAACACUAUAGACCCCGGGCUGUACUAUCAGGGGUGUGGCCAUGUUAUUUAUAAGGGAUCUUUUUAUUUCCACAAUGGAGGAACAAACAGGCUAAUAAAGUUUUCCUUGAACUCAAGGAAAAAAAGCACAGUGGUAAUACCACACAGCAAAUAUAAUAACCUGACCUAUCUCUUCCGCAACUCAAAGACAUAUUUUAAGUUUGCUGUGGAUGAAAACGGACUGUGGGUCAUCUUUGCCUCAAGCUUAGACGAUAACACCAUGGUUGCAGAGAUCAACGCCAACUCCUUCUCUGUGAAGUCCAUCAUUAACACAGGCUACCCCACCGCCAAAGCAGGAAAUGCUUUCAUUGUGUGUGGCGUGCUGUAUUUCACAGACGACAUAGACAAAAAAGUGACUUACACCUUUGAUUUAAAAGCAAAAUCUUCUCUUGAUGCAAGUUUUGAUCUAAGACCAGCCAGUGGCACCUUGGCUAUGCUGUCAUACUAUCCAAACACAAAGCUUUUGUACAUGUGGAAUGACAAAAGUGUGAGCACCUGCAAAAUUAAAUUCAAACACAUUUAGAACCAAAAAUUUAGAUAUCAAACAAAAAUGAAAUCAUUCAAUUUUCAUACAUAUGUAGAUGUGUGUGUGCGUGUGCUUUCCAAUGACUUUGUCCUUUAUUGUUUGUUUUGUUGCAAUGAUGUGUGACCCUAAGAGUGCUGAGUACUUUACUGACAUAAGCAUUGAUUGAUUUCGAAAGCAUGACCAGAUCUAUUGUGCUGGUGGAUAAAGACGUCACACAAUCAAAUCUCAGAUUUUUAAGGUUCAAAGAGCUAAUGAGCUGCUUUUAUGUUUAGCAGAAAAUGUAAAUGAAAAAAUUAAAGUUAUAUUUGGGUCAAUUUGAAAUGUUUUUCUGUGUAAAGGUUGUAAAUAACGAUCAUAUUACCACAGGCCUCUUUUGAGAAUCAAUGGUUUUUUCACGGGAUUGAUAGGCUAACCGCAAGUCAAAAUGUAGAUCUUAUCAGAAGAAGAAGAAAGUAUCAUUUCUAUAGUGCCUCUCAAGAUAAAAAUCACGAGGUGCUUAUUUUUAACAGGAUAUAAUCCCAGCUUCUUAAAAGAUGUUCAAUCGAUAUUCACAGAAUGUCCUGCAUACGUUUAUAAAUAUUUUCACUUUUGUUCAAUAUCACAUUACAGUUAUUUAUAUUGAGUUCUCAGUUCAGUUCAUUUACAAACAUAAAUAAUCACCAAAAGUAGUAAAAUGUAGCAUUUAUAAUAAAUCAUCCAGGGUGUAUUUCUUUAGACUGAAACUGAACUGAUUGUGUACUAUAAAAAUAACAGACAAUUUGCAUUACACGGAAACUGAUUAAUCCAUGUAGCCAUGCACUGGGAGGUCAUUUUGGUCAGAAAGGGCUCCAAAUAAUAAUAAUAAAAAAGCUUUUGGAAUUUUUUAAUAAAAGUGGAGAUAUCUAAAUGGCUGCAUCUUUUGUUACAUUAUAAGAGGCAUUAAAAUAGAGGUAUUUUAUUUGUGUGUAUAAUGUUCCUUUAAUCUGAAUGUUGAGAAAAUUGUGAAACAUUUUUUCUUUGCUUUUUCGAGAAUUACAAUAAACAAGGCUUUUUCAACAA
Molecule: messenger RNA, 4818 nt
Organism: Nothobranchius furzeri (turquoise killifish)
Lineage: Eukaryota; Metazoa; Chordata; Actinopteri; Cyprinodontiformes; Nothobranchiidae
Product: serine-rich adhesin for platelets
Biological process (GO): signal transduction
Cellular component (GO): cell surface
Source: RefSeq, a predicted model, not a curated record